This is a messenger RNA of Symbiodinium sp. CCMP2592, 1533 nucleotides long. The record is from the annotation of a GenBank genome assembly. Lineage: Eukaryota; Dinophyceae; Suessiales; Symbiodiniaceae.
AUGGGCACUCGUCUACAUGUCUGCUUGUUUUGCACCUGCACUGUGGUACGUGUCUCCGCCAUAUGCUCAAAGUCUGCUGCGCCCUUUAGUCCACUUCGCAGCACGCCUGGUGAUAGACAAGGCCUCGAGGAAAUCAGCAUGGCCAGGCAAAGACGCCAGAUUUUGCUGCCCACCGUUCUAGUGCUGGCUCUCACCUACUUCUCGCCAGCUUUUGUUCCUGCGCCCCAAGGAAAGAAGGCGCCGGAGCAGGUGUCGCACCUUUCUGGCGCUGUGGGUGCAGGUACACUGUUUGCCUUGACGGCACCAGCCAAUGCGGUGGAUGAUCCACUGGCACACGGGGCUCCUGGAGUGAUGGAUUCUGGAGAUCUGCAGGGCUGGGCUGAGAGGGCAGCUUUCGGUGGCCUGCUGGUGAGCACGUUCUUGGCUUGGUGGCGGGGUACGCUGGGCAGCGGACAGGCUUCUACGGAGGGCAAGCCUCCUUCGUUUUACGCCAUGUCUUUCGCGAACCUUGCCCUGGUAGUGCUGCUGUCCAACCGUUGGCUGGAGAGCGGCCACUUCCCCCUGUCGAACAUGUAUGAGUCGCUAAGCUUUUUGGCGUGGGGUGUUACUGCUGUGACACUGUACUUCACCGCCAGCCAGGCAAGUGAAGCCGCGGAGCUGAAAGCUUUCGACAUGCAAACCAACUCCAAGUCAUCGGAGGCGAAACAGAACACCAGCGACAUUGCCGCUGUUUGGGCAUCACCUGUGGCUCUGGGCAUCGUCGCCUUUGCCCAGUUUUCUUUGCCGAAGGCAUUGCAGAAAGCCUCAGCGCUGGUACCUGCCCUGCAGUCGAACUGGCUCGUGAUGCAUGUUUCAGUUGUGAUGUGCUCCUAUGCCACGCUGAUGUUUGGGUCGGUGCUUUGCAUGGCCGUGUUGGCAUUGAGCCAACCCAAAGACAGCCCGAUCACGGCGCUCCGCGAGGCUGCGCAGCCGGCGCUGCAGGGCAUCGCCAACGGCUUGCAGCCACAGCCAGCUGUCGCCACUGCUGGACAGUCCCCGGCGGUUGCCAUGACUGGCACGACCGGCCUUGAUGCUGGCAACACAGCCAGCCAGGUUGAACGCCAGGACAGGACGCAGGUAGCAGUUGCAAGCACCAGUGCCGCUGCGGGUGCCGGCAGCGUCACAGUCGAGUUCACGUCCUCUUCCGGGACGGCCGUGCUUUCGGAGGACGACCAACUCGCCAUUACCUUGGAUGACCUGGCUUACCGAUCGCUGUUGCUGGGCUUCGGCUUCCUGACGGUCGGAAUUGUUUCCGGCGCCGUUUGGGCGAACGAAGCUUGGGGCAACUACUGGAGCUGGGAUCCGAAGGAGACCUGGGCUCUCAUUACCUGGUUGGUUUAUGCCGGCUACCUUCACACCAGGUUGCAGCUUGGCUGGGACACUCGCGAAAGCGCCAAGAUCGGUGCCUUCGGUUUCCUUGUAGUCUGGGUGUGCUACAUUGGCGUCAACUUGAUGGGCAUUGGCUUGCACUCGUACGGCUUCUUCCUCAAGUGA